Alternaria postmessia is the source of this 798-nucleotide messenger RNA. RefSeq lists its product as uncharacterized. The record is from RefSeq and is a predicted model, not a curated record. The transcript has 2 exons. Bases 1 to 798 code for a protein of 265 amino acids. NCBI's taxonomy places the organism in Eukaryota, Fungi, Ascomycota, Dothideomycetes, Pleosporales, Pleosporaceae.
AUGCGACUUUCGAAGAAGAUUCUAUCGUCUUUCUUGAUUACUACCGCGUAUGCACAUGGUCGAGUAACGCGUAUAACAACUACUACCGGUGACACCUACAAUGGUUGGGAUCCCGCAUCUUCGGAUGACCUGAUACCGCCACAGCCUCUUGCUGCAUGGUCAGCAUCGAACUUAGGCAACAUAUACAUCCCACCCUCUCAAUUCAACACCACAAAUAUUUCCUGCCACUACAACGCCGUCCCCGGCGCUCUCCAAAUUCCUAUAACAGCCGGCGAGGAACUAAAGCUACAAUGGAAUGAAUGGCCAACUUCACACGUCGGGCCUGUGAUGACAUAUCUAGCACAAUGCGAGGGCAGCUGUGCGGACGCAAAGAAAGACGACUUGGAGUGGGUGAAAAUUGAUGAGCUGGGAUGGCUGAACAGUACAGGUUGGAACGUGAUAGAUCUAGGUGGAACAUGGGCGGCGAAUGUACUCAUCGCGAAUGGUUUUUCAUGGGUGGUCAGGAUACCAGAGGUGCUGGAGGAGGGAAGUUAUGUGCUAAGACAUGAGAUUAUCGCGUUGCACGUUGCGGAAAAGGUGGACGGAGCACAAGCAUAUCCGCAGUGCGUGAAUCUCCGGGUGGCGCGAGGGACGGGUGGGGAGGGGAGGAGGUUGGAUGGGGGUGUGAAGGGGGAAGAGUUAUAUGGGAGUAGCGAUGAGGGUAUACUAGUGGAUGUACAUAGGAAGAUUGAGGGAUAUAAGAUUCCUGGACCGAAGGUAUGGGCGUAUGCGACACCGCUUAAACAGGCCAAUCAAUAG